AUGGCGGAGGACCGACGAAAAAAGAUACAGCACACCGACUGGGGCCCGGGCUUCAGCAAGCUCUACAUCGACACCUUCGAGCGGCAGACCAGUGAGAACAGGUUUGGACCCGAUGCCCACAGGCGAAUCCAGCAGAGGCUUAACGUGCAAGCAAUGGCCUGGGUGGCAGAUGCAGAGUCCGAUGAAUCUGACGAUGACGACGCGGACGACGGGGACGAUGACGAUAACGACGAGCAAGACAGCAACGGAUCCGAGCAGACUGCAGGGUCCGGGGGCCACCUGGACGCCGGGGGCGAACAGUCCGAGGCUAGUAAUACCGUUUCUUCUGGGAGCGCCCGGUCAACGGGCAAACGCAAGAUCCCCAUCAUAGCGCGGCGUCGAAUCAACUUGACGGCCCUUUCCCAGCACUAUGAUCUCUACUUUGCGGCGUACCAGAAGGACAUAUAUGUAUACCAACCACAGCAAGCUCUUCAGAUCUUGGGUCGUCCGCUCCUUGUCCUUAGUCCGGAGCAGAGUCCGGCGGCGUGCCAGGUGGGCGGGCAUAUUGAUGUGGAUCAUCACCACCAAGUCAAUCAUCUCAUCGUCGGAGAGCUGGGCAACAAGGAGGUACUUCUAUAUGCCUUUGACGAUGGCGACGUCGUGGCAUAUUACACAUCUGCCAUCGCUACAUAUUGCACGCGCAAGCAAGAGCGCCGAUCACAGACGACGGUACCUCAGCCAUUCUUCUGUGAUACGGUUGGCAAGUCGGCGUGGGGUCUUGCCAUCCAUAGGCAGUCUCGCCUCAUUGCUGUUAGCUCUAAUCUCCACGAAGUGACGGUGUUUGCUUUUGCCCUAAAGAGGAAAAAAUCGGAUCGGUUGGAAACCCGUGUGCCCACGGCCGAGUCUUCGAAUCGACCAUCCCAAUCCCUCUGCGUCCUGGAACCUCGUGAGUUGGAGACGCGCCUGAGAUCUCGUGAGCGCACCUGGAGGAUCCUCCUUCCUGUUGGGACGGAUGGGAGCAACCUCUCUUCCAUCAGCUUCAUGGACGACGAGGAUGGCGAGGCGGAGAGGAUUGCAGCUCAUGACAUAUUUGGCACGUGCUGGCUGCUCGACAUCUGGAGGGUCGGCAGCACCACCAUCCGGCUGCCACCUACCUCCAUUCGCCUCUUGUUGAAUAUUGAUGAAAAUACAUCACAGCUUUUGGUUCGUGACCGUCUUGCGACCAUGGAAUCCGAACUAGGAAUACCUUUCAUAGAUCCUUCGCCACGAAUCGGUGAGGAGAUGGAAUUGUCGGAUUGCGAAGCAACCGACGAACGAGAUGUCCUUGUAUCAGAUGAUUCCUACGCUCGCUGGCAUAAAGUUCAGGUCAGGAAUAGGCACAGCGAUAUCUGCAAGGCCUGCAUUGACUUUGACCUGGAAGCUCAACAAGGGUAUCGUCAGGAGCUAAUCGCGGUGCCGAAUCUGGGCUAUUCUUACCGGUUUGACAACAAGACCCAGCUGCUCAACAUCCUUGAAAGAUCCCCAGACAGGAAAGGACAGGUGACGGCCUCGACGCUCGGCAAGGUUCCCGUGGGCAGCAUCAGCCCCAACCUGCUGAAAAAUUGGGUCAUUCUCCGGACCUAUGACCUGUCUGCAGAGCUGAGCACAUUGGAUCCUCGCGACCCGAUCGUCUUCUGUGAUAAGAUCGUGUCCGAGUACAUGGAAGAAAACGACGAUAUGUCGCUGGACUGGAUGGAUACCUAUUCGGAACAACUGUACAUGCUGCUCCACGUACCCGAGCUCAACCUCGUCGUGGCCGGGUCCUCGUGCGGGCGGGUCGCCCUGCUGCGGCUGACGAGGCCGCCCCCGGGCAAGCUGCCGCGCGCGGGCUUCCGCAUCGAGUGGAUCCUGCCGCGCAAAAGCGACGAGGAGCGCGGGCUGAGGCCGCGGGUGAGCCUGGCGGGCAUGGCCGUGUCGCCGGUGCGCGAGCCCGGGGCGCGCGGCCUGGACCUGGCGCCGGCGGGCGGGCCCGGGCGGGCGGACGCGCCCCACCGGCGGCCGCGCCUGCCCACGUACCCGCGGAGGUGGAGGCUGCUGCUGCACUACGUCGACCAUACGAUUCUGCAGUACACGAUCCAGGCUGAGGAGCCGAGGGCGGAGGACUCGCUCAUCUUUUGA
This is a messenger RNA of Thyridium curvatum, 2136 nucleotides long. RefSeq lists its product as uncharacterized. The record is from RefSeq and is a predicted model, not a curated record. Lineage: Eukaryota; Fungi; Ascomycota; Sordariomycetes; Thyridiales; Thyridiaceae. The transcript has 4 exons. Bases 1 to 2136 code for a protein of 711 amino acids.